Messenger RNA from Diplodia corticola, 2166 nucleotides. Its product is annotated as glutamate carboxypeptidase. NCBI's taxonomy places the organism in Eukaryota, Fungi, Ascomycota, Dothideomycetes, Botryosphaeriales, Botryosphaeriaceae. Gene Ontology annotation, molecular function: carboxypeptidase activity. The coding region runs from base 1 to 2166 and encodes 721 amino acids. The record is from RefSeq and is a predicted model, not a curated record. The transcript has 4 exons.
AUGGCUUCAAUGCUCCUGGUGUUCUCUGUGCUCGUCGCCGAGGCAGUCGCCUGCCAGCGCGAUUUUCUCAGUCCCCGCAGUGCCGGCUCCCAUCGCCAUUCCAAGCUUGCUGCUCGUCAAGACACCCCUUUCCCCCCCGUCUUGUCCGCUACUGAGUCAAUCCUCGUCAAUUCCUUCGACAAUACCACCAUCGCCUCGUGGUCCUACUAUUACACCCACGGCCUGCACAUUGCCGGCACCAACGAGAGCGUAGCUCAGUGGACUGCCGAUAAAUGGUCCGAAUUCGGCAUUCCUUCUUCCCUGGCCGAGUACUGGACUUUUCUCAACUACCCUGUCUCACAGGCAGUAUCGGUCAAUUUCCCCAAUGGCAGCAGCUAUUCAGCCACCUUGAUUGAGGAGGCGCUGCCAGAAGAUGAGACGACUUCGUAUCCCAACAGUGUUCCCGCUUUCCACGGCCUGUCUUGGUCUGGCAACGCCUCCGCCGAGUACGUUUAUGUCGGUCGGGGUCAGCAGGUCGACUUUGAGCGCUUGAAGGCGCUUGGCGUGCCGCUUGAAGGCAAGAUAGCGCUGGCAAAGUACGGAGGCCCUUUCCGUGGCCUCAAAGUCAAGAAUGCGCAGGAGAACGGGAUGAUCGGCGCUGUCAUCUUCACUGAUCCGGGCGACGACGGCAACAUUACCGAAGCAAACGGCUACGCCGCCUACCCCGACGGUCCAGCACGAAACCCGACAUCCAUCCAACGAGGUUCCGUGCAGUUCCUAUCUCAGUUUCCCGGAGAUCCGACCACUCCCGGGUACCCCUCAAAGGAGGAUUCUCCGAGAACUGAUACCAUCUCCGUCACUCCGCGCAUCCCGUCUGUCCCAAUUUCUUGGAAGGACGCUGUUCCCUUCCUUGCUGCAUUGGACGGCCACGGAACUUCGGGAGAGGAGGUUAACCGCACUGGUUGGAUCGGCGGCCUGAAUGUCACUUACAGCACUGGACCUGCCCCUGGAACGACCAUUGACCUCUCCAACCUGAUGAAAGAGGAGAUCACGCCAAUCUGGGAUGCCAUUGGUAUCAUCAACGGCACCAGCCCCGAUGAAACCCUCGUCAUCGGAAACCACCGAGACGCCUGGAUCGUUGGCGGUGCCGCCGAUCCCAACUCGGGCUCCGCGGUCAUGAUCGAGCUCUCCAAGGCAUUUGGCAAGCUGCUGGCAAACGGUUGGAAGCCGCGGAGGAACAUCGUGCUCUGCAGCUGGGACGCCGAGGAGUACGGGCUUUACGGCUCGACGGAAUGGGUGGAAGAGUACAUCCCGUGGCUGGCAUCGACCAGCAUCGCCUAUCUCAACAUCGACGUCGGCACCUCCGGUCCCCGUCCCGACUUCUCGGCCACCCCGGACCUGCACACGAUCGCGACCGACGUGAUGAAGAAGGUGCUCUGGCCGUACGUCGGCACCGGCGAGCUGAACGAGACGCUCUACGAGACGUGGCUCACGGGCCUGACGGAAGGCGAGUUUGGCGUCUUGGGCAGCGGGUCGGAUUACACGUCCUUCUUGCACAACGGCAUCAGCUCGAUAGACGCGGGUUCCGGCAACGGACCCGACGACGCAGUGUACCACUACCACUCAAACUACGACACAUUCCACUGGAUGAAGACGUACGGCGACCCGGGCUUCGCCGUGCACAAGGCCAUCGGCCAGUUCCUCACCCUGCUCGCCUACCACCUCGCCGACGACGCCGUCAUCCCGCUCGACAUCCCCAACUACACCACCCAGAUGCGCCUCUACCUCGCCGAGCUCAACAGCACCGUCAUCGCCGCCGAAGGAGCGGACGGAGACGUAGUCGACCUCGCGCCGCUCGCCGCCGCCAUCGACACGUUCGAGGCCGCUGCCGACGCCGUCGCCGCCGCGGCGACGCAGGCGGCCGUGACGGGCGACGAGGUGCUGGUGGCGCGCGUGAAUGCGAAGCUGAGGGAUUUCCAGCGCGGCUUCACGUCGCAGGGGGGGCUGCCCGAUCGCCCGUAUUUUAGGCAUGUGGUGUUUGCGCCUGGGAUCGAUACUGGCUACGCGCCGGUGACGUACCCCGGUGUCACGGAGGCGGUUGAGGCGGGCAAUUUUACGCUUGCUGGGUCCGAGGUCCUCAGGGCGGCUAAGGCGAUUGAGCGUGCUGCGGAUAUUUUGGCGCUUUGA